AUGAGUGCAAAUAAAUUUGCUCCGGCAACAAUCAGAUCCAAACACAGAUAUUAUCUUGUUCGCAUAGAAAAGACCAAAGAUAAUGCGGUAGUUCAAAAAGAAGACUUUGUAAAAGCAAUUGCAGAAAUGUAUCAACAAUUAUUCGGAACAUAUUACCUCAAUUUGCUUCCAAUGGAUGUAUACGAUCAAGGAAAUGAUAGGUUUAUAGUUGAUACAACACCAGAAUUUGCGGUCACAUUUCGAACUGCUCUAACUCUUCCAAGCCCUCACCAAUCAAUUCAUAAAUUCGAAGUCAUUAGCGAAUCAUCAUAUCUUCAACCACUUAUACAUGAUUCUAGACUAUUUUACCCUCCAUUAAUUUAA
This is a messenger RNA of Trichomonas vaginalis G3, 363 nucleotides long. RefSeq lists its product as uncharacterized. The coding region runs from base 1 to 363 and encodes 120 amino acids. The transcript has a single exon. The record is from RefSeq and is a predicted model, not a curated record. Lineage: Eukaryota; Parabasalia; Trichomonadida; Trichomonadidae.